Messenger RNA from Astyanax mexicanus (Mexican tetra), 4704 nucleotides. RefSeq names its product NACHT, LRR and PYD domains-containing protein 12-like. The transcript is spliced from 8 exons. NCBI's taxonomy places the organism in Eukaryota, Metazoa, Chordata, Actinopteri, Characiformes, Acestrorhamphidae. The coding region runs from base 189 to 3485 and encodes 1098 amino acids. The record is from RefSeq and is a predicted model, not a curated record. Gene Ontology annotation, molecular function: protein binding.
UACACUCUACCAUAAUGAAAGCUUGUUAUACAGAAAAUGGAAUAUUGUGUGUAAUAUCAUAAAAAACAAAAUGUGCAUUACAUGCAUGAUGAUACUGAUAACACUUUAUUUGGAAUAGCAACAUAAGGGCUUUAGACCUCUUUCAUAACUACUGAGUGAUGUAGUUACUAAUCAUAAUAAAUCUCAGGAUGAAGCGUGCAGAAUCUCCAGAGUCCAGAUCUGUGUCCAUAAAGACGGUCCAAUCCAUGUCUGAACCAAUCAGCUCCAGUGGAGGAGGAGCUUCUGACUCAAGCAGGACUGAAGCUGAAACAGCAGCUUCUUCAGGAUCAAGCUGUGUGUCUAUGAAGAGUGACUGGUCUUUAUCUCAUCCUCCUGAUCUUAGCGAUGGACCUGAACCUUCUGAUCAAAGAAAGGUAUUCACAGAAGCAGCACUGCAGGAGAACAUACUGUGCAUGGGAACUAGAGACCAGCAGCAGAACUCUUCCCAACCUAUGGAUGAACUUCUGCACAGAGUCUCAACGAGACACAAAACCAGCCUGAAGAACAAGUAUGAGAACUUAUUUGAGGGAAUCAAAGCUCCAGAGAACAGAACCCUCCUGAACAGGAUUUACACUCAGCUCUACAUCAUAGAGGGAGAGAGUGAAGGGGUGAAUAAAGAACAUGAGGUUCUACAGAUGGAGGAAACACAAAGGAAAUCCUUACAGGACUCUCCAAUCAACUGCCUAGAUAUAUUUAAACCUGUACAAGCUCCUAAAGAAGGAUCAGAAGAAGAAAACAUUAGAGGAGUGAUAGCUGAAGAUGUUAGGCACAAAGAAAGAAAAGGAAAUAAAGAACCAAAAGUUCAGAAGGUCAGAACAGUGCUGACUAAAGGCAUCGCUGGAAUUGGAAAAACUGUCUCUGUUCAGAAGUUCAUUCUGGACUGGGCUGAAAAAAAGGCCAAUCAGGAUGUAGAUUUCAUGUUUGUUCUUCAGUUCCGGGAGCUGAACUUGAUUAAAGAUGAUCAGUACAGUCUUCAUGAACUUCUGUGUGUCUUUCAUCCUGAGCUCAAAGAUCUGGAUCCAAAGAUCUAUGAUGUGUGUAAAGCUGUGUUUAUAUUUGAUGGUCUGGAUGAAAGCAGAACUUCGCUGGAGUUUGAAGAGUGUGAGAAAGUGUCUGAUGUAUCCUUGACAUCAUCAGUGAGUGUUUUAAUGACAAACUUGAUCAAAGGAGAUCUUCUUCCCUCUGCCCACAUCUGGAUCACCUCCCGACCAGCAGCAGCCAAUCAAAUUCCUCCUCAGUUCAUCAACCGUGUGACAGAAAUUCAGGGGUUUACUGACCCACAAAAGGAGGAGUACUUCAGGAAGAGGAUCAGUGACCAAGACCAAGCCCAGAAAAUCAUCUCCCACAUUAAAACAGCGAGGAGCCUCCACAUCAUGUGCCACAUUCCCGUCUUCUGCUGGAUCUCAUCCACUGUGCUCCAGAGAAUCAUGGAUCAAGACAGUGAUACAGAAAUCCCUAAAACUCUGACUGAAAUGUACUCCCACUUCCUGCUCACUCAGAUCAACAUGAAGAAGGAGAAGUAUGAGGAGAAAGAUGAGAGAGACACACAGAAACUGCUGGAAUCCAACAGAACCAUGCUUCUGAAACUGGCUGAACUGGCGUUCAAUCAGCUGAUGAAGGGCAAUGUGAUGUUCUAUGAGGACGACCUAUUGGACAGCGGCAUUGACAUCACUGAGGCCUCAGUGCAUUCUGGGAUUUUCACUGAGAUCUUCCGGGAGGAAUGUGUGAUUUACCAGCGAAAGGUCUACAGCUUUGUUCAUCUGAGCUUCCAGGAGUUCCUGGCAGCUCUCUAUGUGCUUCACUGCUACCAGAACCAGAACACGAAAGUACUGGAGGUCUUUAAAGCAUGGUGCCUACAGUGGUCUGAGAAUGUAAAACUGGAGGAGCUGCUGUGUGGAGCUGUGCAUAAUGCUGUGCACAGUAAAAAUGGUCAUCUGGAUCUUUUCCUCCGUUUCCUGCUGGGAAUCUCACUGGAGGCCAAUCAGAGAAUCCUACAGGGUCUACUGACACCCACACACACCAACUUAGAGAAAACCAUAGAAUACAUUAAUAAAGUAAUCAAAAACUAUCAUGGCCUUUCAAUGGACAGAUCCAUAAACUUGCUCCUCUCUCUGUCUGAAAUUAAGGAUCAGUCUGUCUCGAGAGAGAUUCAGGAGUAUCUAAAAUCAGAGAAAGUUUCACAAGUGAAGCUCUCUCCUGGACAGUGUACAGCACUAGCCAAUAUGAUUCUGAUCUCAGAGGAGGUUCUGGAUGAACUGGACCUAAAGCAGUACAACACAUUCAAAAAGGGUCACAGCAGACUGGUUCCAGCAGUGAGUGUCUGCAGAAAAGCCUUACUAGCUGACUCUAAUCUCACUGAGGAAUCCUGUAAAAUUAUCUCAUUUGCUCUACAAUCAGUAAACACCCCUCUGAAAUAUCUGGAUCUCAGUAACAAUGACUUACAGGAUUCAGGUGUGGAGCUGCUCUCUGCUGGACUGAAGAGUUCACACUGUAAACUGCAAACACUCAGGCUAGCUUUGUGUAAUCUUAACGAAAAAACUUGUGAAAUACUGGCAUCAAUUCUACAAUCGGUAAAUGCCUCUCUGGAAGAUUUGGAUCUCAGUAAUAAUGACCUGCAGGAUUUAGGAGUGGAGCUACUCUCUGCUGGACUGAAGAGUUCACACUGUAAACUGCAGAUUCUCAGAUUGUCUGGUUGUAUGGUUACAGAAGAAGGCUGUUCUUCUCUGGCUUCAGCUCUGAAAAUAAACCCCUUUCACAUGAGAGAACUGGAUCUGACCUAUAAUUAUCCAGGAGAGACUGGAGUGAAGCUGCUCUCUGAUUUAGUGCUGGAUCCACAUUGUAAACUGGAAACACUCAGGAUGGAACAUGGAGGGAAGAGUAGGAUGAAAACAGGAUUAAGGAAAUAUGCCUGUUAUCUCACUCUGGACCCAAAAACUGCACAUGCUCGUCUGUUUCUGUCUGAGGGGAACAGGAAGGUGAAGUCUGUGGAUGAAGAUCUGCCGUAUCCGGAUCAUCCGGACAGGUUUAAGUUCUGUGAGCAGGUUCUGAGUGUGGAGAGUCUGACUGGACGCUGUUACUGGGAGGUUGAGUGGGGUGGUAACAGGGCUGAUAUUGGAGUUUCCUACAGAGGAAUCAGCAGGACAGGUGGAUCAGAGUGCUGGUUUGGAAACAAUAAACUGUCCUGGAGUCUGCUCUGCUGGGGCGAUCGUGAUUUCAGUCACUACGUCCGACACAAUACUUCAUAUCAUUCAGUAGGUUCCCCUCCCCUCUGGUCCCGCAGAGUGGGGGUUUAUCUGGACCAUCCGGACGGUGCUCUGUCCUUCUACAGCGUCUCACCUGAUACCGACACACUCACUCGCUUCCACACAUUCAGAACCACCUUCACUGAGCCGCUCUACGCCGGGUUAAGAGUUUAUCAUCACUUAUCAGUGUGUGAGAUAGAAUAGUGUGAAUGUACACAUUAUUUUGACUGAGUGUAUUUUGAAAUCGUUUUUUUUUUUGGUAUAUCACAAUGAAACAAAACUUUGGAGGUUAUUUAGUCGCAUACAAGCCAGUGUGUUAUCAGCUCCAAAUGAACAAACUGUUACGUUUUCACAGUCCAUUUAGCAUAUGGCAGAUUUUUUUGGAAUUACAAAAAAUGGACAAAGGAAUGGACAAAGGAACUUGCAAAAAAUGAACCGGCUACAAUGAAAAAUAAUUGUUAUGAUGGAGAUAUUGUCACUGUGGUGCACCCCACAGCUCCUAAUAGUUCAUGAAUUUCUAGCAAAGUGUUACUAGUUAGUAUAUAUUGGAAGACCUGUUACUAAACCGUUUCAGAUCUUGGAACACCGAAAUCAACAAUUGUUCAUGAUUUAAGAAAGCAAAAGUAAAUAAAACAGUACUUUGAUUAGAAAUAUGAGUCGCUUGAUUGAUGGAUAAUUUGUAGGGGAAUGUAAGUUAUAAUAUUAUGCCUCUGCAUUAGUCCAAGCUCAGUAACCAAAGACGAAAUAAAUCAUGGGUAAAUAUUGGUAGUGAAUUUGACAAAUGGAGAAUACUAGGAGCCCAGAAGGACUACAAGACUGGCUAUUUUUCUCCUGAACAGGACACUAAGCUAAUUUAGUCAGGUAAUUUAUCACAACCACUAUGUUAGCUUGUAUCUUAUUACUACCUCAGUUGUAGACUCUAUAUUCACUUUUUUUUUUUACCUAAGCAUAUGAUUAUAUGUUGAGCGAUUUCUUACAUCCAAAAUAGGUAGCGGUAGAUGGUGCUAAUUGACAUUUCAAGCAACUGGUUAUCUGUAACUGAGAUUUAGAUCAGGCUGUAGAUUUAUUUUAUCUGUUAAAAUAAACGAUUUAUUACUGGCGUAUGUAAAAGUAGUAGCUCCAAUUCUAAGGUGUGUAUCGUCAGAGCAGUGGGCUAUAACGGAAGUAGUAGCUAGCAGUACACUAAGCUAGCUAGAUAACUGCGGACAAAGUUAUAUAAAAUCCGCAUGAGCUUAUUUAUAACAUUUCUUUUAGGUUUAUUGCACUUAGGCUGCACUUAAAAGGGUGACACUGAAGACAACCCCUUUUACAACCCAUUAUUUUUUAACUGAAUAAUUUAUAGGGAUAUUUUUUACUCUAAUGUGGAAACAUUUUUGGUACGUCACUAUGACACAAAGCUUUGGAGGUUAUUUGGUGGCAUACA